AUGGCGGAUAACAAUGCACCACCUGAGAACCAUGAUUCCUCUGUUGAUGCUAAUGUACCUUCUGAGAAUGAAAACGAAGUAUCAAUCGAUGCUUUAGCACGGAAGGUCCAAGAGUCUCUCUCCCAUGCGAAAAAGCACAAGUUUUGGGAAACCCAACCCGUUGGCCAGUUCAAGGAUCUUGGUGAUUCAAGUCUACCUGAAGGCCCAAUUGAGCAACCGACACCCCUGUCUGAAGUCAAACAAGAGCCUUAUAAUCUUCCGACUCCUUAUGAGUGGAUUACUUGUGAUAUGGACUCAGACGAGAUGUCUAACGAGGUGUAUGCUCUCUUGACCAAUAAUUAUGUUGAGGAUGAUGAGAGCAUGUUCAGAUUCAAUUAUUCGAAGGAGUUUCUUCUUUGGGCACUUCGCCCUCCGGGUUAUUAUAGGAGUUGGCACAUUGGAGUGAGGGUCAAGAGUUCAAAAAAAUUGGUUGCUUUCAUUACUGGGGUCCCUGCAAAAAUCAGGGUCCGUGACACUGUUGUUGUCAUGGCAGAGGUAAAUUUUCUGUGUGUCCAUAAGAAACUCAGGUCGAAAAGACUUGCUCCAGUCAUGAUUAAAGAGGUCACCCGGAGGGUUCAUUUGGAGAAUAUCUGGCAAGCAGCUUAUACUGCUGGGGUCGUUCUUCCUACGCCUAUAACUACUUGUCAAUAUUGGCAUAGAUCAUUAAAUCCUAAGAAACUCAUCGAUGUUGGAUUUUCUAGGCUUGGUGCAAGGAUGACAAUGAGCCGGACCAUAAAGUUGUACAAGUUACCAGAUCAAACUGCAACUCCUGGGUUUCGAAAGAUGGAACCCCAUGAUGUUCCUGCAGUUACUCGUUUGCUUAGAAAUUACUUGAAGUUGUUUGUUGUUGCACCCGAUUUUGAUGAGGAUGAUGUAGAGCACUGGCUGCUCCCAAAAGAGAAUGUUGUGGAUAGUUAUUUGGUAGAAAGCCCCGAUACUCAUGAAAUCACAGACUUCUGCAGUUUUUACACCCUCCCGUCUUCUAUACUCGGUAACCAAAACCAUUCUACUUUAAAGGCUGCUUAUUCUUAUUACAAUGUGUCGACAAAGACUCCAUUGCUUCAGUUGAUGAAUGAUGCUCUUAUUGUGGCGAAGAAGAAUGAUUUUGAUGUUUUCAAUGCUUUGGAUGUUAUGCAUAACGAGACUUUCUUGAAGGAGCUUAAGUUUGGUCCAGGAGACGGAAAACUCCACUACUAUCUCUACAACUAUCGCCUAAAGCAUGUUUUGAGAUCAUCAGAACUCGGGCUCGUGCUCUUAUAA
Molecule: messenger RNA, 1299 nt
Organism: Fraxinus pennsylvanica
Lineage: Eukaryota; Viridiplantae; Streptophyta; Magnoliopsida; Lamiales; Oleaceae
Source: the annotation of a GenBank genome assembly